Amphibalanus amphitrite is the source of this 5874-nucleotide messenger RNA. Its product is annotated as arginine-glutamic acid dipeptide repeats protein-like. The record is from RefSeq and is a predicted model, not a curated record. Gene Ontology annotation, molecular function: transcription corepressor activity; chromatin binding; sequence-specific DNA binding. Gene Ontology annotation, cellular component: nucleus. Lineage: Eukaryota; Metazoa; Arthropoda; Thecostraca; Balanomorpha; Balanidae. Gene Ontology annotation, biological process: regulation of DNA-templated transcription. Bases 213 to 5243 code for a protein of 1676 amino acids. The transcript has 18 exons.
AGUGCGGCCGGCGCUGGUACGGGCCGGGCGCAUUACCGCAGGCACCCGGGCCGCCCGCCGCCGCCGCCCGCGCUCCGGCGCCGCCGCCGCCGCCACUGCCGCCAGUCGAGCGCCCGACAGCGAGUGGGGAGGAGUGGGGAGAGCGCGCGGGGACCCGCUCGGUGAGCCGGUGUGUGCGAGUGCGCCCGGCGUCUGGAGCGCGUGCUGCCGCCAUGGUGUCCCUCGACCAGGGCGGUAAAGUGGACAAGGCGGCCAGUGAGAAGGCCGCCGAGACGGCCGUCAAAAGUGACAUCAAGUCGUGCCCUAACAGUGCCGAUGGCGAUACCGUGUCCGACGGCCGAACGGACGAACCGGAGGCCGAUUUCGACGAUUUUGUGAUGACAGUGACGGGCAAAUCGCGGCUGGUGCGCGGCCGCGCCUGGAAGAAGUGCGGCACCGAAGAGUACGUGCGCUACAAGUGUUUCGAUGAUGGAGUGGAGUAUCUGCCCGGAGAUUCCGUCUACAUCGAAAGCCAGCAGAAGGAUCAGCCGUACUUUAUCUGCACGAUCCAGGACUUCAGAAGGAGCAAGCGGGACACUCUGAUGGUGAACAUCAAGUGGUUCUACCGUGUGUGUGAGCUGCCGGAGAACGUGUACCAGCUGCUGGUGCAGGACCGCACCACCGAGCACGACCCGGGACUGGCCGUCCACCAGCCGGCCGUCAAACACCGCGAGCUCUUCAUAUCGGACGCCACGGACACGUUCCCAGUGGCCGUGCUGAGGGGUCCAUGUAAGGUGAUCCACUACAGUGACAUCCACAAGGUGCGCGAGUACGCGCCCGCCAAGGACACCUUCUUCUACGUGCUCACCUACAACCCGGAGACUCGCAGACUGGCGUCCACUCAGGGGGAGAUCCGCGUGGGGCCGUCCCAUCAGGCCAAGCUGCCCGAGUACCGGGGCGGCCCCCACGCCGGCAUCCCGAGUCGUCCGACGGGCGCCGAGGAGCAGCGUCUCUGGAUGCCAGGCCGGGCGGCCGACUCAGACCUUAUGAUGUUCCUGCGCGCCGCCCGCUCCAUGGCCGCCUUCGCCGGGAUGUGUGACGGCGGCAGCACGGACGAAGGGUGCGCGGCAGCCGAGCGGGACGCCACCACUCAGAACGCGCUCGAUGUGCUGCACCAGGCGGGCUACGACCAGGGUCAGGCGCUACAGGCGCUGGUCAAGAGUCCGGUACCGGCGGGUGUCCACCAGCGCUGGGCAGAGGACGAGACGAAAAAGUUCGUGAAAGGACUCCGGCAAUACGGCAAGAACUUCUUCCGAAUAAAAAAGGAGCUCGUGCCCCAUAAAGAGACGAGUGAGCUGGUCGAGUUCUAUUACCUCUGGAAGAAGACGGCGGCCGCUCAGGGGAACCGGCCGAGGAACAUCGCGCGACACCGGCGCACCAACACCAUCCGGCGGAUACGCAGUCGGAAGACGGGCAACAAGACCCAGCGGGAGGACCCCGCGGCGGUCGGCUGUGACCUGAGCUCCACCAGUGAGGCAGAGGACGACUCUGAUGACUCUGACGCCCACACUCGCGACAUGUCGGCCUACCACUGUCGGCACUGCUUCACCGUCUCCUCAAAGGGCUGGCACCACGCGGGCAAGGAGCACGUCCUUCUCUGCACCGACUGCAGGGUGCACUUCAAGAAGUACGGCGACCUGCCCGUGCUGAAGGAGCCCAGACAGCCGCCCUCUCAGCUGCCUCCCAUCAAAGAGGAGGGCCGCAUGCGCACCAGGACACGAGCGAAAGAGCUGUCUCGGAGCCGCCGUGUUCGUCGCGGCAGUCGAAGCCGCGGCACCACGCCCUCCGACUCGGCCAGUACGGGCAGCAGUGGCUCCUCGGACAAAGUGCGGCCGACCGCCCCGGCGGCGCCACCGUCCGCCCAGGGAGCCGCCAAGAGGGCCGGCCCGCCGCCCGAGACCACAGACGAGGCCGGCACGCCCGAUAAACGACGCAGGACUACAGACACUUCGUGCGAGGACAGUCUGAGCGACUCGACCAGCGACCAGGACGCGGCGGAGGCCGAGCGGAGCUCGUCCCGCGCCUCCUCCACAGCCGUCCACGAGGAGACGGACGAGGGGACCCCGGCCCCAGUCCCUGUCCCUGUCCCGGCCCCGGCGGCUCCGCGGCCCGCCUCCGCGCCGGCCCAGACGGAGCCGCAGGAGCCGGAGCCGGCCGUGGCUCCCGCCGACCGGAGCCGACCGCCGGCAGAGGCUGCCGCUGCCGACCCGGCGCCCGACGAGGGAGGAGAGGCCCCGGAGGCGGCGGCACAGGCGCCCGAGCCGGCCACCGACCCCGGGCCGGACCCGGACCCGGAGCCGGACCCGGAGCCGGAGACGGAGCGGCGGCCGGUGGAGCCGCCGAUACCGGUCCAGGCCCAGCCGCAGCCGCUGACCCAGCCGCAGCCGCUGACCCAGCCGCAGCAUCAGCUCCAUGUACUACCUCAGCCGCAAAUACAGGCGCAACCGCACCCACAGCAGCGCUCUCUGCAACGCUCCCCGCUGCCGCCAGUACAGCCAGAGCAGCGUACCUCGGAACUGGGACCCCAGCCGAUAUUAGAUUCCGGUCGGGAGGCAGCGACAGCAGCAUCAACAGCAGCGGCGGCGGCGGUGACCGCGGCAGACUCUACUAUUCCGUUACUUCAGCGCACUCCGGACCGACCCAUUCAAACACAGCACCGAGACGUCGCGAUGGUUGAGCCAACACCCCGACCACAGCCGUCGGCGCCACCGCCGGGACUCCCAGCGUCCCAUCUCCCGCCGUCCCAUCUCCCAUCCUCUCACCUCCCGCCGUCCCAACUCCCAUCCUCUCACCUCCCGCCGUCACAUCCCCCGUCCUCUCACAUUCCCCCACCUCACCUCGCUCCCUCUCACAUUCCGUCACCUCAGCUGCCUCACCUGCCUCAGGCGGCCGCCGCUCCUCCAGCGGACGUCAAACCCACAGCGGCGCAGCUGCAGGCGGCGGCACUGGCGGCGCAGCAGCCGCCGUCAGCGGCGUACCCGGCGCACCGCUGGUCGUCCCCGCCGCCGGCAGACUGCGAGCCGCAGAAUCUGUCCAAGGUGAAGCAGGAGCCGCGGGAGGCGCCCGAGCCGGCCCGCCACACGCCCGUGAAGCGGGAGCCGGUGUCGUCGGGCCCGGCGGCCGCGCUGGGCGUGCUCUCCGUCACCACCACUCUGAACUCGGAGCGGGCCAUCGUGUCUGUGCCGUCCCUGCCGGCGCUGCAGUCACAUCCUUCAGCGCCUCACAUGCCGCCAAUGCCGCCUAUGCCUCCCAUGCCACCUAUGCCGAGUAUGCCGGGUAUGCCCGGUAUGCCGCCCGGUAUGUCACUACCCGGCGGGCCCGGUUCUCAGGGUAUGUACCCGCCGCACAUGUACGGAUAUCCGUACCCGUAUCCGUACCAGCGGUACGCGCCGCGGCCGCCGCUCGGAGCUGGACCUCUGGGAGAGACUCUCGAUCUGAGGAAGACUGAGAGCAAGGAAGGCCCGCCGAGGUCCUCAGAAGAACCCCAGGCGCUGGUCAGCUCCUCUGCCACGUCACGGCCUCCGAGCGUAUCAGCGGUGUCAGCACUGACACCAGCCGUGUCAGCUGUGUCGGCGGCUGUCUCAGCGGGGGUGCCGACGCCCGUGGGACUGGCGCUGACGCGCCCCAGCCUGGCGCCGGUGUCCCAACCGGCCCCGGAGCCGGCGGUGGUCCCCCCGGCCGGAGCCCCCAGCGGCCCGCCGCCGGCCGCCGCCACCUCUGUGAUCGCUCACGCCGCCGCUCGACCGGCCUCGCCGCCGCCGCCGCCACAGCAGCAGCCACUGGCGCUGUCCGUGCAGCCCCCGCGGCCGGCCGACGGACUGCCGUCCAGUCAGCCGCUGCCGCCCACACUGGCCGCCGCCGCCGCCGCCGCCCCGGCCCACGGCGAGUCCGGACCGGCCGAGGAGGAGGAGAGGCCGCCGACUCCGCGGCCCGCCAGCCCGGAGCCUGUGCUGGAGGACUCCGAGUGCCACCGCAGCCAGAGCGCCAUCUUCCUGCGCCACUGGAACCGCGGCGAGGGCAACAGCUGCGCCCGCACCGACCUCACCUUCAAGCCGGUGCCGGACAGCAAGCUGUCGCGCAGCCGGCAGGAGCGGCUGAGGAGGCAGACGGAGCGACAGGAGAAGGAGGAGAGGGAGAAACAGCAGCAGCAGCAGCAGCAGCAGCAGCAGCAGCAGCAGCAGCAGCAGCAGCAGCAGCAGCAGGCGCGGAAGGAGACGUCGGGUCGCGACUCGGCGUCACGAGAUAAGGGCCCGUCUCGUACACCGCAGCCAGGGGAGCACGACCGACUGGGCGGACGGCUGCAGGACCCGGCUCUCAUCCGACGCAGCGAGUACAGCCUGUCGGGCCGGCCGGUCGGCUCGCCCGUGGGCAUCCCCCUCUCCUCCAGCGGGAUGGCACUGCCGCCCCACAUGGACCCCAUGUACGCCAUGGCGUCAGCGCUCCACCCAGGCGCAAUGUACCCGAGGGACAGGAUGGAGCUAGAGAUGCUGGAGCGCCGCGAGCGAGAGCUGCGGGAGCGGGACUUCAGCGCCCGGAUCAAGGAGGAAAUGAUGAGAGCACGACCGUUCGACCCGCACUGGAUCGAGAUGCAGAGGCGUCAGCUGAUACCGGGUCUGUUCGGCCCGCCGGGCCCUGGCCCGCUGUACCCGCCGCCUCCACCCUCGCCCGCCGUCCUCUCGGCCCUGGAGGCGCGCGAGCGGGAGGCCCGGCUGGCAGCGGCCAGCGGCGGCGGCGGAGGCGGCGGCGGAGGCGGUGUGCCGCUGCCGCCCUCCGACCCGGCCGACCGGCUCGGCAUGCAGAUGGUCAACGCCGGCCUGCUGCCGCCCGACUUCCACCAGCACCAGCACACACACGCGCACACACACCUGCACGUGCACCCGAACGAGGCGGGUCUGCCGCCGGCGCCACCGUCGGGUCCCGGCGGCCCGCCGCGGCCCAGCCUGCUGCCGCCGCGGCCCGGCGAGCCGCCGCUGUUCCACGGCCUCUACCCGCCGCCCGGCCUGCCGCGCUCCUACGAGGAACAGCUGGUUCAGCUGUCGGCGCACGCGGCCGCUCAGGAGCACAUGCAGCGUCAGCUGCUGGAGCGGGAGCGGAUGGGUCUGACGCCGCUGGGUCACUCUGUGCCCACCUCCCUGCACCCCUCGCUGCUGGCACAGCACCAGCAGGAGUACCUCAGAAUGCAGCGCGAGCGCGAAAAGCGGUAAUACCGUGGGAAGAACACCAGAUUCGUAGUUUUCUUUACUAGCGCUAUUUACAGUUUCGCCGGGAAGAAUACAUCAAAAUGGUACAGCGUUCUCCGGGACUGUUGGCACGGCUGACAUCGUGUCGGCUGCUGGUGCACCCGGAGUGUAUUUUGUGCCGGCUCUCGGCUGGUGGGCAGGCUCCGUGUCAUUGGCCGGCGCAGGUACAAAGGAUGCCGGCGUGGCGGCUCGCCCGACCCGCCGGCACCGGAAGACCUGUGACUGACCCGGCUGACCACCAUCGGUGGAAUAGCUAGUGACAGAGUCAUUUUGUUCGGUUAGAUCUCCUUUGUUUUAGAUGCUCGUUUAGGGGUCAUCCGAAAGCCAUUUUGUUUGGCUUCAUAACAUAUUUAUCAACGAGACAGUACACGGCUCCAUUUUUGGCGUUGUAGUCUGUGAUUCAGAUUACUGAUGGGGCGAUGUGGCGCCCAAAGAUGUAGUGUGUGUGUGUGAAUGUUGUCUGUGUCCCGGCACCGCCAGUUGAAGGUCGUAAUGAUAAUCGAUUGUACGUAACGACGCAAGUGGUGAGAGUGCGUAAUUUAUCUAUUUUGUACCAUGAUAUUGGAACUUUCGCUAAUAUCAUUGUGAAAUAUCA